Messenger RNA from Penicillium brasilianum, 2422 nucleotides. NCBI's taxonomy places the organism in Eukaryota, Fungi, Ascomycota, Eurotiomycetes, Eurotiales, Aspergillaceae. The record is from the annotation of a GenBank genome assembly.
CGGACCGACAAAUCCUCGGGACUGCCGGACAAGCGCGUCUGGCGGGAAAUUUCUCGCUCGUAGCUCACAGGCCCUUGCUCCCUAAAUACUUUCUCUUCUCCACCAUCUCAACUUUUUGUCCUAAAAUCCCCUCAGCCCGACUCUUCAGCCUCUGAUCGACCGCCCUUUCGGGGCUACUUGGGAGCUUAGCAGUAUCCGUUCACUGCCUUCCGUCUGUGCAACCCCCACCCCCUAAGUACCACCAGAGGCAACUUCGCUCACCAUGGGUGUUUUCGACGCCGUGCGUGGUCGGGACGACAAUGGUCGCAUGACCCAGUCAGUUGUUGAUACUACGAACUUCGAAGAGUCGAAGCAUGUGCGGUCGGAUGCGACUGGCACUGACGCAAUUGAACGGCCCCUAAACUAUGAAUCGCAAACGCCCAGCGACUCUGAUUCAUCUUUUGGCGUCAAUGGCGUCCUCGAUGAUGAGAAGGAGGUCGAGAAGAACCCACAGAAUGUCACGGACAAGGCUGGCUUGGGUCAACAGAAGGCUGAAGCUGCUGCCUUGGUUUGGAGUCGCCCAGCCGUCGCUGGUAUCUAUGCCUGGAUCUGGGUGGGCUUCUUCAUGCUUGCCUUCCACUCGGCGAUCAGCUCCAGUCUGAUGAACUGGGUAUACGGAAGUUUCUCGUCGGCUCCACAAAUCUCGACCUCGUAUAUCCUGGCCAGUAUCAUCGGUGGAGUUCUGAAGCUUCCCCUGGCCAAGACCCUGCAGCUGUGGGGUCGUGCGGAGGCACUGCUGUUCUCCACUGCAAUCUACGUGCUUGGCCUGAUUAUUCUGGCGGCGUGCAAUGGCCCCAACGCCUUUGCGGCUGGAUACGUCCUGUACUGGAUUGGCUACUACUGCAUAUAUCUGAUUUUGGACAUCUUCGUUGCGGAUACCACGGGACUGCGCUCGCGAGCCUUUGCUUUCGCCUUUGCCUCGACUCCGUUUAUUUGCACCGCGUUUACUGGCUCAUUGGCGGCACAGUCGAUUUACAACACUUCGGGUUGGCGCUGGGGAUAUGGAAUGUUCUGUAUUAUCCAACCCGUCGUCUUCUGCCCCUUGGCCCUGCUGUUCAAGUUCUAUGAGCGCAAGGCUAUCAAGAUGGGGGUGUGGCAGCCCAGGAACACUGGACGUACUAAGAUGCAGUCGAUCGUCCAUUACUUCCAUGAAUUUGAUGUUAUCGGAGCCUUCCUGCUUAUGGCUGCUUGGGUCAUCUUCCUGCUCCCCUUCAGCUUGACCCAGUAUGGCCGUUCUCAGUACAAGUCGGCCACUUUCAUUGCCAUGGUCGUGAUCGGCUUCUGCAUGCUCUUCAUUUUCGCGGCGUGGGAGAAAUGGUUCGCACGCCACCACUUCAUUCGUUACGAACUGCUCAAGAGACCCACCAUCCUUGGCGCCUGCGUCUGCUCUGCGGUUUCAUUCUUCAGCUUCUACCUGUGGGAUCAGUACUUCUACAACUUUGUGCUGAUUACGUACAACCUGGACAUCAGCAUGGCUGGUUACAUGAUCCAGAUUUACAACGUCGGAUCGUGCUUCUGGUCCCCGAUUCUGGGUCUCAUCAUCUGGUGGACCAAGCGGUUCAAGUAUAUCGUGUUGUUCUUUGGUGUUCCAUUGAUGCUUCUAGGCUCCGGUUUGAUGAUAUAUUUCCGGGGUGGCGAGCAUGGUAUUGGUUAUAUUAUCAUGUGUCAGAUCUUCAUCGCGUUCGCUGGAGGCACCAUCGUUAUUGGCGAGGAUAUGGCUGUUAUGGCCGGUGGUGGCCGUGAGGGUACACCCAUGAUGCUGGCUUUGAUUGGCCUGUUCUCUAGCAUCGGUGGGGCUAUCGGUUAUGCCGUUUCUGCUGCCAUCUAUAACAAUGUGUUUGUGGAUGCCCUGGCCAGUCGCUUGCCCGACGACCUCAAGGCCAACGCGACCAUGAUCUACUUCGAUGGCAUCAACGUGCAGGAUACCUACCCGGUGGGCUCUGCUCUCCGUGAUGCCUGUAUCUAUGCUUGGGGCUAUGCCCAACGUAUGAACUGCAUUGCCUCGACCUGCAUUCUGGUCCUGCUCAUUCCUGCCGUCGCCGUGUGGAAGAACUACGAUGUUGGCAAGAAGCAGAACAAGGGUACCAUGCUUUUUGACUGAGCAUCUUGUCUCGCGUCAUGAAUACAUGAAUUGCAUAAAUGACAUUCUUCUUUCUAUUUUACGUUUUGCUCGGGGUGAAUAUGUGGGUCUCGACCUGGACCCUAACGGGUGCAGAGUCAGCCACGAAACUAUCAAGAACUCUCCUGUACAUUAAUUGACUGUUAGCACAAAUGUAAUGCAUUGACCCCUGCACCUAUUGGCUGCAGCAUGUCGGAAUCAACAAGUUUUCUUAUUAUAUAGUCUGUACACCAAAGGAUCAAACCCCGCACACAUCCCUCGUGG